Cylicostephanus goldi is the source of this 207-nucleotide messenger RNA. Lineage: Eukaryota; Metazoa; Nematoda; Chromadorea; Rhabditida; Strongylidae. The record is from the annotation of a GenBank genome assembly.
AUGAAGUCCCUUGAUAUUGCACCACCGCUAGUAUUCCUCUUUACGUUGAUUAUUCUUCUCAUAUUCAAGUGGAAACUCGACAAAAUUCUUUUGCAGUCCAUUGGAACAGCUGCUCCACACGAGCUAUUUCUGCUAUUCAUUGCGGCUAUCGUCUGUUACUUCAUCAACAUUCCCAAGACGCAAUUGUUGGUUGCUGCUCUAGAUACA